UUAAACCUUCUUCAUUCUUCAUCAAUCAUCAAAGUUCAAAGCUUGAUUUGGAGAGAAAUGGAUGCGAUUCUAGGUAUUUCAUCAACCUUAACGAUACCAAUUACCUGUUCGCCGCUAAAAUCACAUCUCCGCAGCCAACAAUUCAUACUUUCAAGGCAAUUCAUGAAGAACAUCAACGCCAUCUCUAGCAACACUUCUGUUUCCGCCUCUUGCUGCGAUAAUGGGAUUUCAUCUACUUCAGCUAGAGGAGUUCAUAAACAAAGAAGUGGUUUGGAAUCUCUGUUUUGUUAUGAUAAGGCAAUACCAGAAGAGAUAAUUGAGAAACCAAUUGGUUUAUCUAUGGAUGCUAAAAACAUAGGGGAUAAUCCUAGCUGCCCUGAAUGUGAGUUGAAAGGUGCUGUACUGUGUAAAACGUGUACAGGUUCUGGAUUGUAUGUUGAUUCUAUCAUGGAGAGUCAAGGAAUCAUUGUGAAAGUUCGAUGCUUAGGUUGUGGAGGAACAGGUAAUAUAAUGUGUUCAGAAUGUGGUGGAAGAGGUCAUCUUGGUUUUCAUCACUAAAUGAGUUGCAAUUCUUUUGCUUUAGGGAAUAACCCUCUUCUUCACUUGGUCUAUUGCUGUUUGAGAAGAAACAUUACAACUUCUAUAGAUUAAAUUGACAUUUAUUGAAUAUGUAUUGUUUGUAAUUGUAUGACAUUGUUCAAACUUGGAUUUUUGUUUGUAGAAUAACAAGCACUAUAAUUUGCA
Molecule: messenger RNA, 744 nt
Organism: Impatiens glandulifera
Lineage: Eukaryota; Viridiplantae; Streptophyta; Magnoliopsida; Ericales; Balsaminaceae
Exons: 3
Coding region: 58-558 (166 amino acids)
Source: RefSeq, a predicted model, not a curated record